Lodderomyces parapsilosis is the source of this 849-nucleotide messenger RNA. RefSeq names its product transcription factor (gene MCM1). The coding region runs from base 1 to 849 and encodes 282 amino acids. Gene Ontology annotation, molecular function: DNA-binding transcription factor activity, RNA polymerase II-specific; protein dimerization activity; RNA polymerase II cis-regulatory region sequence-specific DNA binding. The transcript has a single exon. The record is from RefSeq and is a predicted model, not a curated record. NCBI's taxonomy places the organism in Eukaryota, Fungi, Ascomycota, Pichiomycetes, Serinales, Debaryomycetaceae. Gene Ontology annotation, biological process: positive regulation of transcription by RNA polymerase II.
AUGUCUACCAAGAUUGAAGAAAAUGCCGAGUACGAAACCGGCGCCAACGGAAAUCCAAUCCACAACACUACUCAAGCCAACCCACCCGAUGACGACGACGAUGAUGAUGUUCCUUCAUCAGGUAAGACCCAGAAGGAGAGAAGAAAGAUUGAAAUCAAGUUCAUUCAGGACAAGAGCAGACGUCACAUCACUUUUAGUAAAAGAAAAGCUGGGAUUAUGAAAAAGGCGUAUGAAUUGAGUGUAUUGACUGGGACCCAAGUUCUUUUAUUGGUUGUUUCUGAAACUGGAUUAGUGUAUACGUUCACCACACCAAAGUUACAACCAUUGGUGACAAAACCAGAAGGUAAGAAUUUGAUUCAAGCGUGCUUGAAUGCACCAGAAGAAGGGCUUGGUGGUGAUCAAGAUCAGAGUGAUGGUGAACAAGGUGAAUCUCCUGACCAAAGUCCCGCUCCUCCUGUUGCAUCAGCUCCAUCCGCUGCUGCUCCAGCUCCCGUUUCCCAACAACAACUGCACCAAGCUCAACAAGCUCAACAAGCUCAACAGCAACAUGCACAAUUGCAACAACAACAUGCAGCAGCUGCCGCAGCAGCUGCUCAACAUCACCACCACCAGCAGCAACCACAUCAUCAUCAACAACCAAUACCCGGUGGUGCUGCUGGACCUGGUGGUCCUCAUGGUAUUCCUCAGUAUGGAGGCAAUCCUGGUAGUGUUGGUGGUGCUGGACCUGGACCUCAAGGCCAACCCGGUCAACCUGGAGGAGGUCAACCUGGCAACUUACCGUAUGGAGACUAUGCAUAUUUUUCAAACAUGCAGAAUAGUAACAUACCUAAUCAACAACAAUAUCAAUAG